AUGGCUAUUAGGGUGUGCUGGAUUGGGCAUCGAGUCUCGCGAAGUCUAAAGAUCGUGGGGGAUUCCAGGACGGACACCUCGAGUCCAUGUUCGUUGAUGCCCGAAAUACCCAAGAACUGUGUGGCGAGGCAACCCAGGCCUGGACUUGACACAAUUGAGGGAUGGGGUGGUGUUCAUCCCAUCAUUGUUGUGACUGCCCGAGAUUGGGCUCGGAUGAGAGGUCGGCCACUACACGUCUGGGGAUUGCGGAUGUGGAGGUACAGAAACGGCUUUAGGUCCAAUGACGGCAAGGACUGGGGAGGCUGUGUUUCUGGAUUUCAAAGAAUCGUCGUACACGGAAUGGACAGCGGGAUGAGGAAUUUUACCAGCCGCCUGACGACAAUCCACUUUCCUGACUCGUUAGCCAUGGCGAGGAUGGGCCCGAUAGAGGUUCAUGUUCACCAGAGGCGAGUAUCGAAUUGUACUGGUUGGUGGCAUCCAAGCAAGCAACUUGGCAGACAGUCACUUGAGAGACCAAGCCGACUAUGUGCUUGUGCGAAUGAGAAGGGGGACGGCGGGCGGGCUCUUGGGGGAUGGAGAGAGAGCAAAAGUGGGUUGAGAAUUGCGAUUGGUACAAUGCUGUGGGAUGGUGGGGUCUUUUUCCUGAGCCAGUCGCCGCGAGGCAGGGCGACCGCCUCACUUUGGCACCAAGGACGCAGCACGAAUCGCAGUUCAUGCCUGAUCCACAAGGCAACAAGGCAACCAGAUUUGACAACUCAUCAGAUGCCCCACUCGACGGUCAGUAUCCCUGAGCGGGGUCGCGCUGGUCCACUCUGA
Messenger RNA from Pyricularia oryzae 70-15, 816 nucleotides. RefSeq lists its product as uncharacterized. The record is from RefSeq and is a predicted model, not a curated record. The transcript has 3 exons. Bases 1 to 816 code for a protein of 271 amino acids. NCBI's taxonomy places the organism in Eukaryota, Fungi, Ascomycota, Sordariomycetes, Magnaporthales, Pyriculariaceae.